CAGGGUUCUUGUUCAUUUUUAUAUGACUAGAAAGAAGAAAUUAUCUUGUCAAGACUUAAAAUAAUUAAUUCUUCGAGUUUCUACCUAGACCUGCUAAGCAGUAGGAAGAAGGCCAAGGGAAGUUGUGUGGGGAUAAAAACGGACUAGAAUAGAUUUCGUGAGAACGCCAAGUAUAACUUCCUAAGUUGUCGAAAAGCCGAAGCACCUUGAUGGCCAAAAAGAAACUUCUUCAGCGAAAAAGAACUAUUUAAGUGAUAAUUACACAGAUCUUCAUUUAUAUUAUGCGGCUCUGCUAAUAGGCCUAUUUAUUCAUUCAACACAGCUACGACUCGCCAUAAAACCACCCCCUAUUUUGGGAUUAACCAGAGGCCACGAUCGACUUAACUACCACUUGGAAGCAACAAUACAUACACUUUUGACAUUAUGAGUUGGUUCCAGAAGCUGUCGGCCGCGCUUCCACUUAACAUUCUUACCGCGCUUGACUUUUUUUCCUACGCCGAAGCAUCAUAUAUCCCUCUAAGACCUAUAUCACAGGGUCCAAUGACCACACCAGCUCCUAUAGUCCCUCGAGCCACUGAAAGUUUUACUGCUGUAUCAGAAUGUCAUAUGCACGGCGUUUCAAUAUUAUGUCUCUAUGGUACAACAGAGCUUCAAGUAGUGGUGCCGGCGACAGCCACUAGUGAGAUUCCUCCUACAUAUACAGGCUGUCAUACACACGGGGGUGAAUCAUUUUGCCUUGCGCCUAACGGCUCCGAUGUUGAAGUCCUCGGUCUUAACAGCGAGGACCCAGCCAAUCACUCAGAAGAGGGCGACGCACACAGUGAGAGUGUGGGACAAACUUGUCAUUUCCAUGCAGGGGUUGAACAUUGUGUCGGCAGGUCGAGCGAGAGUAGCGUAGCACUAUGCUCCCGACGAGAUCGAGACUACAACGUCCCUCUUAGGAUUGCACUUCUCUUCGUCAUUCUAGUCACGAGCUUCAUCGGCGUCGCAGGGCCAAUAUUCCUUAAGCCUAUACUGCCACAGAAGUUCCAGCCAGUUUUCCUCAUUCUAAAGCAGUUCGGUACCGGAGUUAUAAUAUCAACAGCAUUUGUCCAUCUUUUCACGCAUGCUGAGCUUAUGUUCACCAAUGAGUGUCUUGGAGAGCUUAAGUACGAAGCGACAACAGCUGCGAUUGUCAUGGCCGGAAUGUUCUUUGCAUUCGUAAUAGAGAACGUGAGCCAUCGUUUAGCCCAAAGGUUCUGGGCCAGAACUCAGUACAACGGCGAGGUGGUUGGCGUCGCAGUGCUUGAAGCUGGCAUAAUAUUUCACUCGCUUCUGAUCGGCGUUACUUUGGUGGUUGCAGGGGACAGCUUCUUCGUAACUCUUUUUGUUGUCAUCCUCUUCCAUCAGAUGUUUGAGGGUAUAGCUCUCGGUACCCGCAUUGCCUCGGUUGGUCAUUUUAAUAGAGCCGAAGGAGAAAAUGCCAAUCAUGCACAAUUAAUCAUAGAUGAUACCGCGUCCACACAAGUUCCAAUAAUAACGGAUAACGGAGACUCUCUGCAGGGGAAUAAGAAUUUGAACUCGUUACCAAUAUCCCAUAAGUUUCUGAUGGCUGCCGCCUUUGCUUUGGUUACUCCGGUUGGUAUGGCAAUUGGUAUUGGGGUUCUGAAUCAGUUUAAUGGUAACGACCCUAGAACACUGAUUACUCUGGGGACUCUCAAUGCUUUAUCAGCCGGUAUACUCAUAUGGGUUGGAGUUGUGGAGAUGUGGGCGGGAGAUUGGAUGUUUGGUGGUGAAUUGGCAGAUGCAGGGGCUCUAAUAACAACUCUUGGAGGAUUAGGACUUGUUGCGGGAAUGGCUCUAAUGGGCUUUUUAGGAAAAUGGGCAUGAGGAUAUGAGGAUGGUAGCGUCAUUAUAGAUCAUAGAUUUCAUAUCGUAUAAGAUGAGCCAAGACUCUCUAUAUCUAAUGAACGCAAUUGAACCACGAUCUAGUUCAAGUUUCAUUCCUAUAGUUACCUGGUAUCAUUCUGUAAUUGAGUUAUGGCGCUUCCCUAGUGACGAUGUG
Daldinia decipiens is the source of this 2044-nucleotide messenger RNA. Its product is annotated as Zip-domain-containing protein. The coding region runs from base 424 to 1869 and encodes 481 amino acids. The record is from RefSeq and is a predicted model, not a curated record. Gene Ontology annotation, molecular function: zinc ion transmembrane transporter activity. Gene Ontology annotation, cellular component: plasma membrane. Lineage: Eukaryota; Fungi; Ascomycota; Sordariomycetes; Xylariales; Hypoxylaceae. Gene Ontology annotation, biological process: zinc ion transmembrane transport. The transcript is spliced from 7 exons.